AUGGGGAGCAAGUGUGACAUCUUGCAUGUCCUUACAGAUUUGUUCUUCCUCAAGGAGCUCUACCAUUUUGUUCUCUCUUCUAUUGGGACACUGGGAUUCAGUAUAACCCUAAUGCUUGCAUUUCAGGUGAAUGGAGAUGAUUUUCUGUCGCUCGUGAAGCAAAUGUCUGGAAAAGAAAGACUGGAGAAUGCAAAUCCCAUAAUUUAUCAAAAGAAAAAAACAAGAGUCAUCAGUCCAGAGGAUGAAAAUGAGUCUGUGGAGGAUCCCUUUGAUGCCCUGGAAAUAUUUGAUCUGAUUCGAGGCAUCAAUGAUCCAGAGCACCCCUUGACAUUAGAAGAGCUGAAUGUUGUUGAUGAGGACAACAUCCAUGUAGACAAUGUGAAAAAUGAGGUGGUUGUGUCAUUCACUCCAACAAUCCCACACUGCAGCAUGGCCACACUCAUUGGGUUGUCCAUCCGGGUCAAGCUUCUCCGUGCCCUCCCAACUCGUUUCAAAGUCAGGGUUCAUAUCACACCUGGGACACAUACAUCAGAAGCAGCCAUCAAUAAACAGCUGGCUGACAAGGAACGUGUUGCUGCUGCACUUGAGAACAUGAAUCUCCUCCAAGUUGUGAAUCAGUGCAUAUUGUGA
Messenger RNA from Darwinula stevensoni, 630 nucleotides. The record is from the annotation of a GenBank genome assembly. Lineage: Eukaryota; Metazoa; Arthropoda; Ostracoda; Podocopida; Darwinulidae.